AUGAAGCACCAGGAGUUGGCACUACUCCGUCGCCGACAGGACCAGGAGUACCACCGCCAGGACCAACCACACAGGCACCAGGAGUUGGCACCACUCCGUCGCCGACAGGACCAGGAGUACCACCGCCAGGACCAACCACACAGGAACCAGGAGUUGGCACCACUCCGUCGCCGACAGGACCAGGAGUACCACCGCCAGGACCAACCACACAGGCACCAGGAGUUGGCACCACUCCGUCGCCGACAGGACCAGGAGUACCACCGCCAGGACCAACCACACAGGCACCAGGAGUUGGCACUACUCCUUCGCCGACAGGACCAGGAGUACCACCACCAGGACCAACAACACAGGCACCAGGAGUUGGCACCACUCCGUCGCCGACAGGACCAGGAGUACCGACCCCAGGACCAGCCACACAGCCACCAGGAGUACCGACGCCAGGACCAGCCACACAGCCACCAGGUGUACCAACGCCAGGACCAGCCACACAGCCACCAGGUGUACCAACGCCAGAACCAGCCACACAGCCACCAGGUGUACCAACGCCAGGACCAGCCACACAACCACCAGGUGUGCCAACGCCAGGACCAGCCACACAGCCACCAGGUGUACCAACGCCAGGACCAGCCACACAGCCACCUGGUGUACCAACGCCAGGACCAACCACACAGGCACCAGGAGUUGGCACUACUCCGUCGCCGACAGGACCAGGAGUACCACCGCCAGGACCAACCACACAGGCACCAGGAGUUGGCACCACUCCGUCGCCGACAGGACCAGGAGUACCACCGCCAGGACCAACAACACAGGCACCAGGGUUUGGCACUACUCCGUCGCCGACAGGACCAGGAGUACCACCGCCAGGACCAACCACACAGGCACCAGGAGUUGGCACCACUCCGUCGCCGACAGGACCAGGAGUACCACCGCCAGGACCAACCACACAGGCACCAGGAGUUGGCACUACUCCGUCGCCGACAGGACCAGGAGUACCACCACCAGGACCAACAACACAGGCACCAGGAGUUGGCACUACUCCGUCGCCGACAGGACCAGGAGUACCACCGCCAGGACCAACCACACAGGCACCAGGAGUUGGCACUACUCCGUCGCCGACAGGACCAGGAGUACCACCGCCAGGACCAACCACACAGGCACCAGGAGUUGGAACAAGAGCAGUAG
Messenger RNA from Mya arenaria, 1182 nucleotides. Its product is annotated as trichohyalin-like. The record is from RefSeq and is a predicted model, not a curated record. Bases 1 to 1182 code for a protein of 393 amino acids. Lineage: Eukaryota; Metazoa; Mollusca; Bivalvia; Myida; Myidae. The transcript has 16 exons.